This is a messenger RNA of Penaeus chinensis, 1055 nucleotides long. RefSeq names its product phosphomevalonate kinase-like. The transcript is spliced from 3 exons. Gene Ontology annotation, biological process: isopentenyl diphosphate biosynthetic process, mevalonate pathway; cholesterol biosynthetic process. Bases 748 to 1053 code for a protein of 101 amino acids. The record is from RefSeq and is a predicted model, not a curated record. Gene Ontology annotation, molecular function: phosphomevalonate kinase activity. Gene Ontology annotation, cellular component: cytoplasm. NCBI's taxonomy places the organism in Eukaryota, Metazoa, Arthropoda, Malacostraca, Decapoda, Penaeidae.
AUGUUGCUAAAGUCAUGUCAAAUGUGUUGUGAUACAGAAUACAUAUUUAAGAGAUGAAAUUAAUCCAAGCUAUAUCCUGAGUGCUUAAGAAUGCAUUGAGAAGAUGCAGAAACUCUUCGUCUUUUAUGCUUAUAAUGAUUAAUUGCUGUCAGGAUUAACUGACCAGUACCGGAUAAUUGUGAGAAGGUAGUUACGUUCUCAGAAGGAAGGCUUGUUAGGUCACAGGUUGAAAACUCUGUUAAAUUUAUGUUAAAUAAUUAUCUUGCUUGAUUAGAAUGGAUGGGAUGAAAUUAUAAUGAAAAAAUACAAAGGAAAUGUUCAUACCAUACUGUUGUGUUCUUCUUCCACCUGUGACAGCACGUUCCAGACCAAUAUAUGUAAUCAGCUGCAAAAAAAUUAUAUUACCCUAUAACUCUCUUGCUUUUGCAGUGAUUUUGAUUUCUGUGAGUAGGUUAUUAACUGAUAACAUUGAUAUCCCUUCUACUGAGGGCUAUAUGGCAUUGUUGGUCAUUUUUGAAUAACUUACAAGCAAGAAUUCAACAAAUCAUGUUUUUUUUUUUUUAAUGUAGAUUUGCCAAUUUUUAGAUGUCUGUUGAAUAUCAAGUGGCCGAAACAAAAUAUACAUACCAAGUUUUUUAGGUAAAUCUUACCAAUGUACUUGUAUGUCCCCAUUGGCUACUUUACUUCUAGAGGGCCUCCUUGCCAAUUGGUGCUCUAGCAAAGAUAUAUUUUCCUAAUCAGCUCACCAUGGUGCAAAACCCAAAGUUGGUCCUUCUCUUCAGUGGGAAACGGAAAUCUGGGAAAGACUAUAUUACAGAUCUUUUGCAAGAACGAUUGGGUGAUGCAGUAGCCAAGACGGUGCGUUUGUCCGGUCCCAUCAAACAGCAGUUUGCUGCAAACAACGGCCUCGACUAUUCCAGCUUGCUCAGUGCUUCAGAAUACAAGGAGAAGUACCGUCUACAGAUGAUUGAGUGGAGUGAAGCGAAGAGAGCUGAGGAUUCAGGAUUUUUCAUUAGAGCUGCAAUUGAGAUGUAUGAAGGUAGUUUGAAAUGAGC